CAUGUGGAGUGCAGAUUUUUAUGGGUUCCUCAUCACAACUGUCCCCUCCAUGAAUACGUGUUCUUUUAGCAAAGAAAGAGUUAUCCCAUGUAAUCAGAUUUUAUCAAAUAUUUGCUUAGCGUUUGCAUCAAAUUGGGCUCAUUGAUGUAUCCACACUGAUCCUUCCACGUUGUUGUGUCUGAUUAUUAUUGCCCACGUUUCAAUCUGUGAGAUUUCAUCCAAGGAAGGUCUAUUGAACCAGUCAGCAUUUUCUUCUCUGCUUGCCCCACCUCAUUUUCUCUCUAUAUAAAUGUGAUUAUAACUGUCAUAAUGACUAGUAGAUUUUCUCACAAUUACUUGAUAAGCAUUCCAGAGAAGUUAUAAUUGUUGUAAUUCCAGAGAGGAUUUCAAAAGACAUUCGCUCUACAAUGGCUGAUGGCAAUAGCACCCCAAUCUGUGAGCUGGAAGAUGAAUGGAUCGAUGUGGGUGAUGAAGGUAGCAACCUGGUAGAUGGAUGGAUGUAUGUGGACGGUGGGGUGAAUGGGCAGCCCACAGUGGUAGAACUGACACAGGAGGACACACAUUUAGGUGGUGUAAACACAAAAGCCUAUUGCUGCUUCUGUAAUGUUAUGCCCAAGGAUUUGAUUCAAAUUUUGCCCAAAAUGUCUGGGAGGCCCAGGGCUGAUUUGCUCAUAGUAACCACUCGCCAGGCUUCAGAAACUCAAACAAGGAAGCAGGAUCUUCCAGGCUUCCUUUCACAACUUCACUGUGAAGUAAAAGCCACAGAUGAAAGAAGUGAUGCUUUAGCAGAUAGAGUGAAGGAGCUAUUGAUGAGAGGAGGAGUUAAAAAUGUGAGACAAAAAACUUUCGUCAAGAGAGCUGAGGGUGGGGCACAAUCUACACCCAGUGUUCAUAACUAUAUCUCUGACAUAGCCCUCUGCCAAUUGUCAGUCCAAGCAAAGAGAGAUGCCACCUUUCAUUACAAUCUAGGAAGGGCAUUAGCACCAUUAAAGCAUGAGGGAGUUGUUAUUCUGGGUAUUUGUAACAAUGUAGGACUCACCCAUUUACAGACAAGUAGUCCUCCACUCAUUUGGGCUGAGGCAUUUGAUAAGUGGCUCAGUUAUCAUCUGCUUCAUAAAAGGUUUGAAGAGAUCAUUCAAUUUGAAAAUAGUUUUCCUCAUGCAAGUAACGUCCAAUGGUUAGCAGAACGGUUAUAUCCAUUACUCGUGGCUUUGGGUGCAGCAGGUGAAGGAGCCAUUGCUGAGCGUCUUAAUGAUGGAUGGUCAUUCUCCUCACAAUCUUAAACCAGGGCAUGCCAUUUAAUUCAUUCUUUGCUUGCUCUUUCUUGUAUAUUUUGAAUUCUUGUAGAGAACUGAGAUGGAAUCAAAUAAUUUGAUGGAAUUAAUCAAAGGUUAAAAGAGGUUAAAAUUUUGUAGUGAUACAGAAAGUUUUGAUGAUAUAAAAGCCCAUUUCAAAUCA
This is a messenger RNA of Cryptomeria japonica (Japanese cedar), 1458 nucleotides long. Its product is annotated as 4,5-DOPA dioxygenase extradiol-like. The transcript is spliced from 3 exons. Gene Ontology annotation, molecular function: oxidoreductase activity; ferrous iron binding. Bases 408 to 1283 code for a protein of 291 amino acids. Lineage: Eukaryota; Viridiplantae; Streptophyta; Pinopsida; Cupressales; Cupressaceae. The record is from RefSeq and is a predicted model, not a curated record.